This is a messenger RNA of Ogataea haglerorum, 1503 nucleotides long. RefSeq lists its product as uncharacterized. Bases 1 to 1503 code for a protein of 500 amino acids. The transcript has a single exon. Gene Ontology annotation, molecular function: sarcosine oxidase activity; flavin adenine dinucleotide binding. NCBI's taxonomy places the organism in Eukaryota, Fungi, Ascomycota, Pichiomycetes, Pichiales, Pichiaceae. The record is from RefSeq and is a predicted model, not a curated record.
AUGUACGACAAAGAAGCCAAGAUCCUGAUCGUGGGCUCCGGCGUGUUCGGACUCUCGGCAGCCUACCAUCUGGUGCAGAACGGGUACAAGAAUAUCCAUAUCUUCGACCGCAACAAUUACGACGAGACCAAGUACCACCCGCUGCUCGGGUCCGAUAGCGCCAGCGGCGACAUCAACAAGUUCUUCCGUGUCUACUACGAGACCAAGAGCCUGUACUCGAAGCUCGCUGUCGAGGCCCUUGAUGUUUGGGAGAGAUGGAACGAAGAGAUCCAGCAGCUGCCAGAGGCGGACAAGGCGCGCUUUGUAGACGACGACCUCGAGCUGAUCCGGCUGUCAGGCGGUCUGCGGAUCUCUGACACGCCGGAAAUGGCCCCCGUCGAAAAGGAAAAUCUCGAAGGAUUUGAAAGACUGGGGUUGCGUGCAACGCAGUUCGAUGUCAAUUCCGACGAAGACCUGCUCCGCGCGAAGCUGCUGGGGCUGCAUAGGAAGCUGGCUGUGGUGCGCGACCUGCAGCAGCGGGGCAAGAUCAGCACUGUCUCCGGCACGCUGGACGGCAUCGGGCGCAUGCUCAAGGCCGACAAGGCGUGCUUCUACGUGAAAAUCCUGCUGGAGCACGCGGGGGUGAAAUUUUACUACGGCGAGCAGGGAGCGUUUCGCGACAAAAUUCCAGCCGGAGACGCUAUUGGCGGGAUUACCACCGCAGACGGCCAGCGGCACACGGCAGACCUCGUGAUUGUGAGCGCUGGCCCGUGGACGGAGUCGCUCGUGCCCCAGCUGCAGCAGCGCAUCCAUGCGUCGCUCGCCAACAUUCUGUACCUGGAAAUUCCCAGGACCCGACAGGACCUGAUCGACAAGUACUCAGAGUAUCCCCACUUCCAGUGGAAGACGACGAGCAGCGAGCACGACCGUAACAAGAACCACGACGUGGGCGAGGGUGGGUUUGCCUUCUUUCCGCCAACCAAAAAGGAAGGCAUUUUGAAAGUCAACACCAGACAGAGAAAAUACUUGAACCCUGAGCGGGUUGGCGACCGCUAUGUUUCCGUGCCAAAGACGCUCGGCGACGAAAGACUGCCGAGGAGCGUUGUCGAGGAGGCCAAGGAGAUUUUCAUGGCUGUAGCCCCGGACGUGGUGCGGCUACCAGGGGUAAAGCUGAAGACGAAGCUGUUGUGGUACACGGACGCCAUUAACAGCGACUUUGUGAUCGAUUUUGUGCCUGGCUACCAGAAUCUGAUUGUUGCUACGGGCGGCUCGUCGCACGCGUUCAAGUUCCUGCCUGUUCUGGGCAAGACUGUAGUGGACAGGGUGCUCGGCCGCGAGAACGAGUACACGGAGCUGUUCAGAUGGAAAGAUCCGCAGGACAUCAAGGUGGACAACUAUUUGCUCAAGGAGGAGCAUAUAGAGAGGGACGAAAAGAGACGGUUCGACACGGCUGUUCUGUGCACGGACGCGGACCUCGAGUUUUCGACCUCCGACCUCGAGCGACUGGAUCACGUGACUAUUUAG